Messenger RNA from Candidula unifasciata, 1437 nucleotides. The record is from the annotation of a GenBank genome assembly. NCBI's taxonomy places the organism in Eukaryota, Metazoa, Mollusca, Gastropoda, Stylommatophora, Geomitridae.
UUGUUUAUCAACAAUGAGUUUGUCGAUGCCAGAAACAAACGUACAAUUCCUAUCAUCAACCCUUCCACAGAGGAAGUGAUCUGUGAAGUCCAAGGCGCCGAGAAGGAAGAUGUGGAUCUAGCUGUGGCUGCUGCAAGAGCAGCUUUCAAAUUGGGCUCACCCUGGAGAACCCUGGACGCCUCCAAGAGAGGGUAUCUGAUCAACAAGUUUGCUUCUCUUCUGGAGCGGGACUUUGAGUAUCUGGCUUCCCUGGAGACACUAAACAAUGGCAAGACACUGACAGACGCCAGAGAAGAUGUAUCUGCCUCCAUUGCUGUGUUCAAGUAUUUUGCUGGCUGGUCAGAUAAAGUCUGUGGCAAGACAAUCCCCGUUGAUGGCAAUUACUUUACAUACACCAGACAUGAGCCAGUGGGAGUCUGUGGGCAGAUCAUACCUUGGAACUAUCCCCUGCUGAUGCUGUCCUGGAAGAUCGGCCCAGCUCUUGCCUGUGGGAACACUGUUGUACUGAAGCCAUCUGAGUUCACCCCACUGACUGCCCUGUACUCAGCUCAGUUGUUCAAAGAGGCUGGGUUCCCACCUGGUGUGGUCAACAUUGUUCCAGGUUAUGGUCAGACUGCUGGGGCAGCCAUUGCCAGCCACAUGGACAUUGACAAGAUUGCUAUGACUGGAUCCACUGCAACUGGGAGAAAGAUUCUAGCAGCGUCUGCUGAGAGCAACUUGAAGAGGGUCAGUCUGGAGCUCGGAGGGAAGAGUCCUCUGAUCAUUUUUGCAGAUUGUGAUUUGGACUUUGCUGUGUCGUGUGCACACAGUGGCAUCAUGAACAACCAUGGACAGAACUGUGUGGCAGCUUCACGAACUUUUGUCCAGGACUCCAUUUAUGACGAGUUUGUGAACAAAUCGAAAGCUCUGGUAGCACGCAGGACAGUCGGGAAUCCGUUUGAUCCAAAAACUCAGCAAGGACCUCUUAUCAACAAGGUGCAGUUUGAGAAGGUGCUGGGCUUCAUUCAGAAAGGGAAAGAAGAAGGAGCCAGCUUGGUGAUUGGUGGAGGCCGUGCUGGGAGCAAAGGUUACUUUGUGGAGCCAACUGUGUUUGCUGGGGUCAAGGACGACAUGACAAUUGCAACAGAUGAGAUUUUUGGGCCUGUCCAAAGCAUCAUCAAGUUCAGCAACGUAGAGGAAGUGAUUGACAGAGCCAACAGGACCAGAUAUGGUCUGGCAGCUGGAGUCAUCACCAAUGACAUCAACAAGGCACUGAAGAUCUCCCAGUCUCUCCAGGCUGGCAGUGUGUGGGUGAACUGUUAUGACAUUGUCACUUGUCAGACACCAUUUGGAGGUUUUAAGCAGUCAGGACAAGGCCGUGAAUUGGGCGAAUAUGCACUUCAUGAGUACACUGAGAUUAAAACAGUCACCAUUCAGGUUCCGGAGAAAAAUUCUUAA